AGUAGUAGUAUCAGUAGAAUCGUUCAACCGUUUGAUCCGAACUUUAAAUUGUUGACAAAUCGGUAAAAAAUUAGAAAAUUCAGAACCAUAUUCCGCCCGCAACCCUAACCGUCCGCUUCGGCCACUGUUCGACUUCAAAUUACGAAUUUAAUUAACUUUAUGGUUGAAAAGGCGAACACGCACGUCCCGCUGCAAGACAACAAAAGAAUGUCUUAUCCACUGCUUUUAUUUUGCCGUUGCAAAUAAUAUACACCACACACAUAAAAUAUCCAAUGUUGAGCUUAAGCCCGAAAGUCCGCAUUCGAUUUAAUUGGACCCGUGCAAAAUUGGCCAACAUAUCUGCUUAUGUCGUUACUCUUGUUCAAUAAAUAAAUAAUUAAAAUCAAUAAAAAUGUCUAUGGUAGACAUUCGGUCUACCAGUGUUGGUAGGUGCAAUUUUUUAGUCGAAGCUUGCCAGCCCUGGACAGCUGAUAAUAACAAUAACAAGAAGUAAAUAAAUAGCAUGAGUUUUUCCGAAAACAAUUCCGACUCCGAUUGGAAGGAGGCCAGGGUAAGAGUGGCUCGAAAGAUCAAACAAGGCGCAAGGCAGGACAACGACAAGAAGCUUGGAGGAAAACCGAAGUAUAAUCAAAGGUUUUGCGAAAAGUGGCUAAACAUAUUCGAACCGUGGUUGAGGCGUUCCGACGACGAUCCAAAUAAGCCCUUCUGCCGUGCCUGCCACUGCCGCCUGGACUGCAAUCGAUGUCAUCUCGUCCGGCACGAGCGCACCACGAAGCACAAGCGAAAUCUGGAGGCCCUGAUAACCAAAGGCGAGGGAGCGAUACGAAACGAGUUGACUGUGCGGCAAGAGCGGAGUAAAUACUUCCAGAAGCGGCCCAAGCCGGCGUCACCGGAAAAGUCCAAUGUAAAUGAACCUGAAUACCUGGAGGCUGUGGCUCCAGAACCUAUAGCAACCACCACCGUGCAUGUUAUAACCACCGAAGUUGAUGAUUUUCCAACUGGCACACGAAAUAUUGAUGAGACGAAUUACAGCAUCAGCAGCAGUACCGUCCCCAAACAAGAAAUUCUAUCAGAGACAGAGACAAACAACAAGCCCAACGUCGAAUCUCAUUCAGGAAUUCUGCAAGAGACCGAUGCGUUGGGUACCGACUCGCCGACGACCACAAAGCGCAACACCGGCUCCUCUUCAUCCAAUCAGGAGGGUCUUAGGCUGCUGAUGCAAAUCCAUCAGGAUAAAAACGAGUUGAUGGAGUCCUUCCGCGAACUGAUGGGGAGCAACCAGUCGACGCACCCCCCGCCGCCCAAGGAAAAAAACCACGUAGACCUGUUCUUCGAGAGCGUCAGCUCCAGUGUGAAGGCUCUGUCGCCAAAGCUCAUAGCGGAGGCCAAGAUGCGCGUGUCGCAGAUCAUUUGCGAGCUGGAGCUGCGUGGCCUUAAGGAUAAUAGUACAAACGAGGAUGUCAUUGAGAUGCCCAUGGCGACGCCACCAGCAGCUAGCUUGUAUCUGCUCAGGCAGAGCAGCAGUGGAUGUGCUGUGGUGCAGCAACCACACUUUGGGGGCCUCAGCUGAAAUGUAACCCUUAAGAGAAUAAUAAAAAAAAUAGCCCAAAUUUUUAAUGAAGUUGUCCAGCA
Molecule: messenger RNA, 1632 nt
Organism: Drosophila obscura
Lineage: Eukaryota; Metazoa; Arthropoda; Insecta; Diptera; Drosophilidae
Product: protein suppressor of variegation 3-7
Exons: 2
Coding region: 503-1570 (355 amino acids)
Molecular function (GO): DNA binding
Source: RefSeq, a predicted model, not a curated record